This is a messenger RNA of Gastrolobium bilobum, 1545 nucleotides long. RefSeq names its product sugar transport protein 1-like. Gene Ontology annotation, molecular function: monosaccharide transmembrane transporter activity. Gene Ontology annotation, biological process: monosaccharide transmembrane transport. The record is from RefSeq and is a predicted model, not a curated record. NCBI's taxonomy places the organism in Eukaryota, Viridiplantae, Streptophyta, Magnoliopsida, Fabales, Fabaceae. Gene Ontology annotation, cellular component: membrane. Bases 1 to 1545 code for a protein of 514 amino acids. The transcript has 4 exons.
AUGGCAGGGGGUUUCAUUGGGAAUGGCUCUUCAAAGGGUAAAGCUUAUCCCGGUAAAUUAACUUUCAGAGUUCUAGUCACAUGUGUGAUUGCGGCCUUUGGAGGCCUCAUAUUCGGGUACGAUCUCGGUAUAUCAGGUGGAGUUACAUCUAUGGAUCCUUUUCUGAUGGAAUUCUUCCCAGAGGUGUAUGCAAAAGAGCAUAACUUAAAGCCCUCUGAUAACCAGUACUGCACAUUCAAUAGCCAAAUAUUAACAUUGUUUACUUCCUCUCUCUAUCUGGCUGCUCUUGUGGCAUCAAUUGGUGCAUCCACCAUAACUCGAGUAUUUGGAAGGCGUCUUACCAUGAUUUCUGGUGGUGUUCUUUUUCUUGCUGGUGCUGCCUUGAAUGGCUUCGCUCAAAACGUUUCGAUGCUUAUCGUUGGCCGCAUGUUACUUGGUUUCGGAAUUGGAUGUGCCAAUCAGUCUGUGCCAAUCUAUGUGUCCGAGGUUGCUCCCUACAAGUACAGAGGAGCUCUUAACAUGAUGUUCCAGUUGGCAAUAACUAUAGGCAUCUUUGUGGCCAAUGUUCUCAACUUUCUUUUUUCACAAAUGAGGAAUGGGCAAGGCUGGCGCUACAGCUUGGGUUUUGCCGCAGUCCCUGCGAUAAUGAUCAUUAUAGGUGCAAUCUUCCUUCCUGACACGCCAAGUUCAUUGAUUGAGCGUGGUCUUGAUGAACAGGCCAAGGAAGAAUUGAUUAAGAUUCGUGGCACUCGUGACGUUGAUGAGGAGUUUGAAGAUUUGGUUGCAGCUAGUGAAGCCUCAAGAGCUGUGAAAAAUCCUUGGGCCACAUUGUUGAAGAGGCGCUAUAGGCCUCAGCUCACGAUGGCCUUAGCCAUUCCCUUCUUCCAACAACUCACUGGCAAUAAUGUCAUAACAUUUUAUGCUCCCGUUUUGUUUAAAACUAUUGGUUUUGGUGCCACUGCUUCCCUUAUGUCUGCCAUGAUUACCGGAGCAACUAACGCACUCGCCACCUUUGUUUCUAUUGCUACUGUUGAUAAGUUCGGUAGACGUACUCUUUUCUUAGAAGGCGGUAUUCAAAUGUUUAUAUGUCAGAUUGUGACAGCUGUGGCAAUUGCAUCUAAAUUUGGAGUGGAUGGAAAUCCAGGUGAGUUGCCCAAGUGGUAUGCUAUACUUGUUGUGAUAUGUAUCUGCGUGUACGUGGCAGCAUUUGCAUGGUCUUGGGGUCCUCUAGGGUGGCUGAUACCCAGUGAGAUUUUCCCACUCGAAGUGCGAUCUGCUGCUCAGAGUGUCACUGUCUCUACCAACAUGAUCUUCACCUUUGUCAUUGCUCAAAUUUUCACCUCCAUGCUCUGCCACAUGAAAUUCGGGUUGUUCAUCUUCUUUGCUUUUUUUGUUGCUAUGAUGACCGCUUUCAUAUACAAGUUUCUACCAGAGACAAAGGGUGUUCCAAUUGAAGAGAUGACAGUUGUGUGGGAGAAUCACCCUUACUGGAAGAAAUUCGUGGCUUCCACUGAUGAGAAACAGUCUGCAGACCCUGAAAUUUGA